Messenger RNA from Falco peregrinus (peregrine falcon), 1132 nucleotides. RefSeq names its product NADH:ubiquinone oxidoreductase complex assembly factor 6 (gene NDUFAF6). The record is from RefSeq and is a predicted model, not a curated record. Gene Ontology annotation, biological process: biosynthetic process; mitochondrial respiratory chain complex I assembly. Bases 386 to 1111 code for a protein of 241 amino acids. The transcript has 9 exons. Lineage: Eukaryota; Metazoa; Chordata; Aves; Falconiformes; Falconidae. Gene Ontology annotation, cellular component: mitochondrion.
AACAGGCCCUGAGGCUUCUUCCCAGUCCCACGGCCACUCCCGUACGUCCCCUGUGCCAUAGCUAGAUUUUGACAAUUCAGCUUCCUCAGGUUUUUGGGGCACCCGGUGAAGAUACCUAAGCGCCUGGUUUCCCCGGGAGCGGCGGAAUUCACCUCGCACGGCCGCCACCAGCGCCCGCCUCGGGAAGCGGGGCAAGCUGAGGCACGGCCGGGCGGGCGGGCGCCAUUUGCAGGACAACAAAAGGCCGUAGCGCUCCCACAACCCCCGGGCCGGCACCGCGCAUCCUCGGGUGCCACCUACCGGAAGCGUGACUAUGAAGGGUUUCUGUGUUCUCUGCUGUUGCCUGCAGAAUCUCGAACCUCUGCUUUUGCUUUGAGAGCUUUCAAUGUGGAACUGGCUCAGGCAGAUUAAAGACUCCAUAACUCAGAAGACUACAGGUUUCAUGCGAAUGCAGUUCUGGAGGGAGGCUGUGGAAGACAUAUACUGUGAUAACCCACCACAUCAGCCCGUUGCUACAGAACUGUGGAGGGCUGUCAAGAGGCAUAAAUUGACUAAAAUGUGGUUUAUGAAGAUCAUUGAUGAAAGAGAGAAGAAUUUGGAUGAUAGGGCGUACCGUAAUAUCCAGGAGCUUGAAGCAUAUGCUGAGAACACUCAAAGUGCCCUCUUGUACCUCACCUUGGAAAUGCUGGGUGUGAGGGAUAUCCAUGCUGACCAUGCAGCCAGUCACAUUGGGAAAGCACAAGGCAUAGUUACCUGUUUAAGAGCAACUCCGUAUCACAGUAGAAGACAAAAGGUCUUUCUUCCCAUGGACAUUUGUAUGUUGCAUGGAGUUUCACAAGAGGAUUUCAUAAGAGGCAAGCAAGAGAAAAAUGUGAGAGAUGUAAUUUAUGACAUUGCCAGCCAAGCCCAUAUUCAUCUAGAACACGCUAGAUCUUUCAGUAAGAAAGUUCCUGUGAAGGCAUAUCCUGCUUUUUUCUGUACGGUUGCUUUAGAUGAUUAUUUAUGUAAUAUGCGAAAAGUGGACUUCAAUAUAUUUCAUCCAAGCUUACAAAAGAGGAGUACAUUAUUACCAUUGCAUUUAUAUAUUAGAUCUUGGAAAAAAACAUAUUAAAGUUUGGUUUUUUUAAUAUGG